Messenger RNA from Dermacentor andersoni, 884 nucleotides. RefSeq lists its product as uncharacterized. NCBI's taxonomy places the organism in Eukaryota, Metazoa, Arthropoda, Arachnida, Ixodida, Ixodidae. The record is from RefSeq and is a predicted model, not a curated record.
ACAAGCCGCGUUGUUCUGCCCUUGUUGCCUGCGUGGCUCGACUUGUUCGUGCGCUGAAAACCCGUCCCGGUUGCUCUCCGUUGAAGGCAACCGCCGUGCAAGUGAACGGCGUCCAACCGAAUCGUGCGUCGCGCGGCCGCACAGCUGCGAGCAGUUGCCCCGCGAACGUCGCGCAUUCCGCUGCCAUGAGGCUCUUGGGCCUUCUGUUGGUGGCCGUCACUGCCUGCGACGCAGCGAACGGAACUCGCGAGGUUUCUUCAAAUGAAGCGAGCAAGAUGAGGGAGGAGUCCUCAAAAAAGAGUCAGAGGGCCUGUUUCCUUCCAAACGGACCGCAGCAUAAAGAAAAAUGCGAAGAGUUCGAGAAUCACUGGGUCAACAGGACAGGGGGCAGGAAGGACAAGCCUAGUCCGAACGACGACCACAUGGGCUUGGACGGCAUGUCCAAGAGGGACAUCGUGGCGUCACUGGGCUGCUUCGCAUUGUACACUUUCUCCCAGCAGAUGGCUGACCCGUGCGUGGACGCAAACCUCCUGACCGAGCUGCUCUUGUGCCAGUACGACUACACGGAAGACAAGGAUCUCCUGCUGCGAGAGUUCAACAACGUCAAGUCCCGCGAGGACAUCGUCAAGAUGAUGGAAGAUCUUAAGAACUGCAUGGGAACAACGCCGGAUCCGGUGCUGCACGAGCUGAAUGGGGCGACCGCCAACGAAAUAGAGGUGAUGGAAGUGUUCGUCAAGCCAGUGAAGAAGAUGCGAGCCUACAUAGAGAGCCAGCUGUAGCCUCACUGGCCCGCGCAGUCAAUUGCAGGCACCACGAAAGCCAUUUCACCGCAGUCGAAGAAAAAAAAAAAGAAAUAUUUGUGAAAUAAACCCAAAAACUUUUCA